This is a messenger RNA of Argentina anserina (silverweed cinquefoil), 1577 nucleotides long. Its product is annotated as ADP,ATP carrier protein 1, mitochondrial. The transcript is spliced from 4 exons. Lineage: Eukaryota; Viridiplantae; Streptophyta; Magnoliopsida; Rosales; Rosaceae. Gene Ontology annotation, molecular function: ATP:ADP antiporter activity. Gene Ontology annotation, cellular component: mitochondrial inner membrane. The record is from RefSeq and is a predicted model, not a curated record. Gene Ontology annotation, biological process: mitochondrial ADP transmembrane transport; mitochondrial ATP transmembrane transport. The coding region runs from base 167 to 1324 and encodes 385 amino acids.
GAGAGGGUGAGCCAAUAAAAAGGGGCCUCAGAGACUCGUCUCCUCCACACAACGCCAUUAGGUCUUUGUCUUUGAGCAUUUCAGCGAAGAGCUCAAGGCGGAGACCCCUCGCAGCCACCGAGUCCCUCUCUCUAUCUCUCUCAUUUUCUUCACAGGAGAAGACACAAUGGUUGAUCAGGUUCAACACCCUACUGUCAUGCAAAAGGUAGCUGGCCAGCUCCUUCAGCAAUCCAUUCAGGCUUAUGAUACUGGCUUCCAAAGACAGGGGAUGUACCAGAGGCGUCCUUCAUAUGGAAACUUUUCCAAUGCUGCAUUGCAGUACCCAAUGAUGCCAGCCUGCAGGGCCGCCACUGAUCUCUCUAUGAUCCCAUCAACUGCGUCCCCUGUUUUUGUGCAAGCUCCUGCAGAGAAAAGCCACUUUGCCAUUGAUUUCCUUAUGGGUGGUGUUUCUGCUGCUGUAUCUAAGACUGCUGCUGCUCCCAUUGAGCGUGUCAAGCUUUUGAUUCAGAACCAGGAUGAAAUGAUCAAGGCUGGUAGGUUGUCUGAACCUUACAAGGGCAUUGGCGAGUGCUUCUCCCGUACGAUCAAGGAAGAAGGAUUUGGUUCACUGUGGAGAGGAAACACUGCUAAUGUCAUCCGUUACUUCCCCACUCAGGCCUUGAACUUUGCUUUCAAGGAUUACUUCAAGAGGCUAUUCAACUUCAAGAAAGACAGGGAUGGUUAUUGGAAGUGGUUUGCUGGUAACUUGGCAUCUGGAGGUGCAGCUGGUGCUUCUUCUCUUUUCUUUGUCUACUCUUUGGACUAUGCUCGUACUCGUUUGGCUAAUGAUUCAAAGGCUGCAAAGAAGGGAGGAGAGAGACAGUUCAACGGUCUGGUUGAUGUCUACAGGAAGACAUUGAAAUCUGAUGGUAUUGCUGGUCUCUACCGUGGAUUCAAUAUAUCAUGUGUUGGUAUCAUUGUUUACCGUGGUCUGUACUUUGGACUCUACGAUUCACUCAAGCCUGUUGUUCUAACUGGAGGUCUACAGGAUAGUUUCUUUGCUAGCUUUGCUCUAGGAUGGGUCAUCACCAAUGGUGCUGGUCUUGCUUCCUACCCUAUUGACACCGUCCGUAGAAGAAUGAUGAUGACCUCUGGUGAAGCUGUCAAGUACAAGAGUUCCAUGGAUGCCUUCACUCAGAUCUUGAAGAAUGAGGGUGCCAAGUCCCUAUUCAAGGGUGCUGGUGCAAACAUCUUGCGUGCCAUUGCUGGUGCUGGUGUCCUUUCCGGUUAUGACAAGUUGCAGCUGAUUGUUUUUGGGAAGAAGUACGGAUCUGGAUCUGGUUAAGAUUGUCUUGUCUGCCAAACCAAGCCAGAUAGCUUUUAGAUGGUGAUGAAAAUCUCUUUUUUUUUUUUUGAGUCUGAAGAACUUAUUUCGGCAAAAUUUUCCUUGAAUAAUUCAGUUAUAGGGGAGUUGGUCCCAAACAGAUUUUCACGUUGGGAUUGAUUUUUGUUCUCAUAAGCCGGAUUUUUACUUUGAGUGGUAUAAAUGCCACACAUUUGGAAUUUAUUCAGAUAUUAUGCAGGGCUAUUUUGGUGUG